Sorex fumeus (smoky shrew) is the source of this 1299-nucleotide messenger RNA. RefSeq names its product transmembrane protease serine 11C-like. Gene Ontology annotation, molecular function: serine-type endopeptidase activity. The record is from RefSeq and is a predicted model, not a curated record. The transcript has 10 exons. Gene Ontology annotation, biological process: proteolysis. Lineage: Eukaryota; Metazoa; Chordata; Mammalia; Eulipotyphla; Soricidae. Bases 1 to 1299 code for a protein of 432 amino acids. Gene Ontology annotation, cellular component: extracellular region; plasma membrane.
AUGGCAAAGGGACAACCUCAGCAGGGAGAGCCGGCAUGGACAGCACUGAGAACCAGAACAGAAUCCAACACAAAAAUGAAACUCACUAGGUGCGGAAAGCUUACUCUGGGCAUCCUAAUAAUUGUGACUGCCGCGGUGCUCAUCGGACUCAUUGCUUACUUUAUCACAUGUGGAAGGAUAACGCUCUACUAUCACAUCAGCUUUAAAGCCAAAAACAUUGACUAUGACAGCUUGUUUGAAAAACCAUAUUCAAGUCAAUAUAUCAACCUAAAUAUAAAAGUAACGUCUUUGAUAAAUGAAACAUUUCAUGGCUCCAAGCUGGGAAGACAUUUUAUCAAAUCACAUGUUGUACAAGUAAGUCGAACCAAAGGGAAAGUACUAAUACAUACUGUGCUGAAAUUUAAAUCCUGUUAUAAAAAUAAUGCAGCGAAAUUUCGUGAUAGGAUUGAAGCCCUUUUGCAUGAGAAGCUGAAGGGUAAAACUGGAUCUUUAUCUAUAGAUUCUUCUUCAUUUAGAUUUUCAGAUAUGCCAAUGCCAACGGCAGAAGAUCUUCUCAAUAUAUGUUGUGGGCAGCGCACAAUUACUCCCUCUGGCAACAAAAUAGUUGGUGGGACAAAUGCUGAGGAAGGGGAAUGGCCAUGGCAAGCUAGCCUUCAACAGAACAGCGUUCACCGGUGUGGAGCAACUCUGAUUAGUAAUAGCUGGCUUGUGACUGCUGCUCAUUGUUUUGUAAAUGCCAAAAAUCCUAAGGAAUGGAAAGCUAGUUUUGGACUUCUUUUAAAUGAUCCACAAGCACAACGAAGUAUCGAUAAUAUAAUAGUUCAUGAAAACUUCCGUUAUCCUGCACAUAAUAAUGACAUUGCUGUCGUGCAUCUAUCUUCCCCAAUGUUAUAUACAAGCGACAUCCGAAGAGUGUGUCUUCCAGAUGCUUCUUAUGAAUUCCCACCCAAUUCAAAUGCGGUGGUGACUGGAUGGGGAACAUUAAAAAGUGAUGGUGACAGUCCUAAUAUACUCCAAAAAGGACUAGUGAAGAUUAUAGAUAAUAAGAUCUGCAAUAGUGAACAGGUGUAUGGUGGUGUAAUCGAACCUGAAAUGUUGUGUGCUGGGUUCUUAGAAGGAAGAGUGGAUGCCUGCCAGGGUGACUCUGGUGGACCACUAGUUAGUGAAGAUCAAAAAGGCAUUUGGUUCCUAGCUGGUAUUAUAAGCUGGGGAGAUGAAUGUGCUCUUCCAAACAAACCUGGUGUCUACAUUCGAGUGACACACUUUCGAAACUGGAUCAAGUCCAAAACUGGUGUCUAG